Nothobranchius furzeri (turquoise killifish) is the source of this 1336-nucleotide messenger RNA. Its product is annotated as adenosine receptor A3. Gene Ontology annotation, cellular component: dendrite; synapse; plasma membrane. Lineage: Eukaryota; Metazoa; Chordata; Actinopteri; Cyprinodontiformes; Nothobranchiidae. The record is from RefSeq and is a predicted model, not a curated record. Gene Ontology annotation, molecular function: G protein-coupled adenosine receptor activity. Gene Ontology annotation, biological process: G protein-coupled adenosine receptor signaling pathway.
AGAGUUUGAGGAGGAUCUGAACGUACUGAUGAAAUACAGAUGGCGUCUCCAUGGACUCAGUGUGUUGCAGCACUUCCAGGCGGAUGCAUGUUUGCAUAUAAAAGCAUCUGGUCACUGCUUUUCUAAGUCACUUGAAGCCACUUCCUAUUUAAACAGCAAGCCAGGAUAUGCUUUUGUUUGGGAUUUAACACACUUCUACACCAGCUUUAAGGAAAUUGGUUGCCAAUCUGUGAUUUUCUUAUAGCUAGUGAUGGCUGAUUUGAUUUGGGUGAUUUACACAGGCUUUGAAGUGCUAAUUGCUGUUGCGUGUUGCCUUGGCAAUGUGUUGGUGGUUUGUGCGGUGUGUGUUGGAAUUCGGGAUUCCCUUCGGGAGCCAACUUUCUGCUUCCUGGUGUCCUUGGCGGUGGCGGACCUUCUAGUGGGUGUGGCUGCUGUGCCCCUUGCUGUGUUGCUGGACGGAUGGGUGAGCCUCAGCCCAAAGCUCUGUUUGCUUCUCAGCUGUGUGGUUCUUGUGCUGACCCAGGCCUCUGUGCUGUCGCUGCUGGCCAUUGCCAUGGACCGAUACCUGAAGCUACACAAAGCUCUGAGAUACAAAGCUAUCGUGACACAGAGGCGCACAUGGUUGUCUGUGUCUGUGUGCUGGAUGCUUUCCUGUCUUCUUGGAUUCACACCUCUUCUUGGAUGGCACAAUCAUCCCUCAACAGACUCCACCAACACAUCUUCCUUCAUCUCUUCACAGUGCACUUUCCUUUCUGUUAUCUCCCUUCCCUUCAUGGUCUACUUCAACUUUCUUGCCUGUGUCAUGGCUCCUCUGUUGAUCAUGACCUUUCUGUACAUUACGAUCUUCUGGAGCCUGCAGAAACGCUUGAAGGACAGCUGUCCCCAAGUGAAGCAGUCUCUGCUAAGAGAGAGGAGGUUAGCCUGGUCCCUGUCUCUGGUUCUCAUUUUGUUUGCAAGCUGCUGGAUUCCUCUGCACCUGAUGAACUGUCUUCUAUUGAUCCAAGGUCCUCAAGCAGUGACACAGGGAACACUCUAUGCAGGCAGGUUACAGUUCCCACCGACACAUUUAGCCAAGCAUUAUUUACAGACAGAUGUGACAGUAACAAACUACUUUUCCCCCCAGGGAUCCUCCUGUCUCAUGCCAACUCGGCAGUCAACCCUGUGGUCUACGCGUAUCGCAUCCCAAGGAUCAAACUGGCUUACGGUCAAAUAUGGAGUCGUCUUUUCGUGAAGCUCGGCUUUUGUUGUGGGAACAAGCAAGUUCAGCAACCAAUAACAAAUAAUCAGAUCAUACACAAAUGAGACUGAGAUAAAGGAUUAAAGGUGUGUGAAGGUU